Molecule: messenger RNA, 1932 nt
Organism: Abrus precatorius (Indian licorice)
Lineage: Eukaryota; Viridiplantae; Streptophyta; Magnoliopsida; Fabales; Fabaceae
Exons: 10
Coding region: 1-1632 (543 amino acids)
Source: RefSeq, a predicted model, not a curated record
AUGCUUCUAAACAACGUUGGCGCCGGAUUCUAUUGGGUCGACCCGCCACGACCCGACCCGAAAACCAAAACCCGAAUCCCAUCCUCGUGUUUUUAUCGCCGGCGAGCGGCGUCGCCGUCUCCGGCGAUUCCUGCGGCUUUCCAAUGCGUGCGAAUGGAGAAGAAAGGCGAGAACAACCGAUCGAUAUGCACCGCCGAUGAGCUUCACCGCGUCUCUGUUUCGAACUCCAAUUGGAAUCUCGCUCUGUGGCGCUACCUUCCUUCUCCCAAGGCCCCGUUGAGGAAUCACCCGCUUUUGUUAUUGUCAGGGGUUGCAACCAAUGCAAUAGGCUAUGAUCUCUCUCCUGAGUUUUCAUUUGCUCGGUACAUGUCCGCCCAAGGUUUUGAUACAUGGACUCUUGAGGUUCGAGGUGCUGGGUUGAGCACACUUGGGGAUAGCCUGGAGGAUGAAGAGGAGUGCCUCAAGAAUUUAACUGAGGUUGAUUCUGCAAUUGGUGAUGGUAUUGGUAAAAGUCGUGCUUCUUCUGCAAGAGCAAUGGGAUUUAAGAACCUUGGUGAUUCUUUUGUAUCAGAAGUUCCUCGCAUGAAAAGUAGAGAAUCCAAGAUAAUGACUAAAUUUGAGGAAAUGCGGCUAACAACAAGGUUGUUGGAGAUGUUUGCAAGGAUAUCUGAAAGGCUUGCAGGGUUUCUCAAUGGGGAUUUGUUGGAAGGAGGACAGACUUCUGCAGUUCGUGGUCAAAUCAAGGAUUUCAAUCGAAAAAUUCAAGCUAUUAUUGAAAAUCAACAACUGUUCCCUGCACAGAUUUUGGAAUUGCAAGACCGUUUUGCUGCCACUCUAGAAGAAUUCCAAAAACAAAUUGAGCUGAUUGUCAAGUAUGAUUGGGACUUCGACCAUUUUCUGGAAGAGGAAGUACCUGCCGCGAUGAAGUACAUAAUAUCUCAAUGUCAACCAAAGGAUGGAAAAUUGCUGGCAAUUGGUCACUCAAUGGGGGGUAUCUUGUUGUAUGCAAUGCUCUCACGCUGUUGUUUUGAUGGGAAGGAUUCAGGGUUGGCAUCAGUUGUUACUUUGGCAUCAUCACUUGAUUACACCCCUUCUAGAUCAUCUCUCAAGUUGCUUUUACCCCUGGCAGAACCUGCUCAGGCCUUAAACAUUCCUGUUAUUCCAGUUGGGCCAUUGAUGGCAACUGCUUAUCCUCUUGCAAGCUAUCCUCCGUUCGUUUUAUCUUGGCUAAAUUCUCAGAUUUCAGCUGAAGAUAUGAUGGAUCAAAAACUGUUUGAGAAGCUUGUUUUGAACAACUUUUGUACAGUACCUUCUAAGCUUCUCUUGCAGUUAACAACAGCCUUCCAGAAAGGUGGUUUACGCGACAGGAGUGGAACAUUCUUCUACAAAGACCAUCUGCGCAAAAGCAAUGUUCCUGUUUUAGCAAUUGCUGGUGACAAAGACUUAAUCUGCCCUCCUGAAGCUGUAUAUGAAACAGUGAAGCUUAUUCCUGAAGACUUGGUUACAUACAAAGUCUUUGGGGAGCCUGGUGGUCCACACUAUGCCCACUAUGACUUAGUGGGUGGUCGUCUGGCAGCAGAUCAACUCUAUCCAUGUAUUACUGAAUUUCUCAUUCAUCAUGACAUGGUUUAGUCCAUUGCUCUUUUGAAAUGCCUCAUUCUUUUGUACAUCAAGGAUUUAACUAGAUGAAGAUGCUCAUAGAUCCUGCCAAUUAUAUGCAUGAUCUGUGGUAUUGGUAAUGCUUGGGUUCCCUGUAUAUAUAGUCAAAGACAAUUUACGCACGUAGUUGUUUGUAAAUAGAGUACACAAGGUGACACAGCAAAUUCUGGGAUUGUUCUCACUAUAUUGUUCUGAAUUUAAAUCAAAUUGUAAGAGUUUUACAUACUAACUGGAAGUGAAGUUGCUAUGGAAUGUUAUUUUAUGAAUUUUGUU